This is a messenger RNA of Pichia membranifaciens NRRL Y-2026, 502 nucleotides long. RefSeq lists its product as hypothetical. The coding region runs from base 144 to 413 and encodes 89 amino acids. The transcript has a single exon. The record is from RefSeq and is a predicted model, not a curated record. Lineage: Eukaryota; Fungi; Ascomycota; Pichiomycetes; Pichiales; Pichiaceae.
CUGUGACCGGCUUUUAAUAAAUCGAGGAAAACUUCAAAAUGUCUAUCUAAGCGAGAACCCCUCUCAAUUGGGACAACUACAAGCGAGGAACAUUUUUUUUCUCUCCUUGAUAGAUCACAGAAAUGUUCUACUAAGGUUACGUAAUGAAUAUUAGUGAAACAAAGCUAUUAAUUUUAAAUAAAGACAGCUACCAUCAUUCUAAAAGGUCGAAUGAAUCAUCUCCUGCAACGCUCUUUCUCACCUUUUUUUUAGAUGACUUGAGUGGAGAUAAUGUCUUUCUUUUUUUCACACUUUUGGUAUCGAUCUUGGAACCGCUGGACGAUAGUAGCUUUCUGUUUAGAUCUGAACCGUUGGAGUUGGAUAAAGCCUUAAACUUAAAUUUGCUAGAUUUAUUUAGUUUGGAAGAAUCAUAAGAUUCCAUCAUUUUUUUCUCAUGGUCUUGCUUCUGAUGUGCUAAGUGCUCAUACUUAUUAAGUUUCCGUGAUUUUUUUUUCUUCUGCUG